GACGUGAGCCACGCGGUGACUGAGUCAGGCAACAGUGGUUCGAGCCGAGCGGCCAACUCAGCUUCCAUGCCAUUAUCCGAAGUAACACGAGAUCUGGCUUUGUGCCCUUUGACGGUUUCUCUCUCUCUCCCUCACGUCGGCCAUCUCUCUCUCCCUCACGUCCGCCUUUGAACUAAUCAUCUCCCUCAACAUAUAAAACGAAACCCACCUCACCAAUUCUUAAUCCUCAUCCUUGCAACAGAGGCUUUAGAGAGAGAAAGCAUUUUUAGAGAGAGGAACACAAAAAAACCAGUCCCUUCCUCCCAUCAUUUCAGGCCCUAGAGAGGGACAUGGGGAAUUGUGUUAGGAAGAGUUCUUCAUGGGAGGGCUGGGAAGAUGAGGAAUGGGGCUGCGACGAAGCCGAAAAGCUUGUUCUGAAGCCGAAAGUAGAGAGAGAAGAAGAGGUUCUUUCUAAAAAGAAGAAUGGUGGGGACUCUAAAGAGGUGAAGAUAAGGAUCAGUAAGAAGCAGCUUGAGGAGCUGUUAGGAAAGAUGGAGCUCCAUGGCAUGUCCGUUGAUCAGAUGAUCGAGCAGCUCAUGAACACAAAUGGUCAUAAACACAGGGGCUGGAGGCCUGUGCUUCAGAGUAUACCUGAGUGUGAGUCUUGGAAUGUGGGGAUGAGAGAGAAAGAUAAUUGUGAGGUCGCUGAUUUCUAGAGAGAGAAAGAUUACUUGAUUGAUUGAUGACUCAAAAUUUUGAGUAAAUCAGGAGAAGACUUGGAAGCCAUUGAGAUUUUGGGUGGGUUGCAGAGAGAGAGUGUCUCUCUGUUUUAAGGAGAGAGAAUACUGUGAAAGAAGAGGAGAGCAGAUGAUUUGUUCAUAUCUCAUGCCUUUUAUGCCUGAUUUUUUCACUCUCAUCAAAAGGGUAGGAAGUAAAUGAUUAUCUCUCUUUGUAAAUUUUAAUAACCAUUUGUCCAUAGUCCAUUUCUGUGAUGUAUUCACGGCUCUCUCUCUCACCGGGGAGAUCCUGUAAUAGAAAGUAAUUGAUUUAUUCAUAUUUACAAUAAUCUUUGAUGUAUACA
Messenger RNA from Amborella trichopoda, 1060 nucleotides. RefSeq lists its product as uncharacterized. The record is from RefSeq and is a predicted model, not a curated record. NCBI's taxonomy places the organism in Eukaryota, Viridiplantae, Streptophyta, Magnoliopsida, Amborellales, Amborellaceae.